CCGGCGGCUAAGGCGCGGACCUGAGGCCGCGAGCAAAGCGGCCCUGGCGGCUGCACCAUGGAGUCAGGCACGGAGGAAUACGAGCUGAACGGCGACCUGCGCCCCGGCUCGCCCGCCUCUCCGGGCUCCCCCGAUGCCUCGCGCCUCUGCGCCAUCGUCUCCUGUGUGCGGCGGGGUGGGCGGAGAGGAGUCACCGCCUCCUGGCUGGAGGCUCAGAGUUGGCAGACAGCUACGUCACCACACGGUGACCACACGGUGACCACACGGUCGGAUGCAGCGGUGAUGGGGGAAACCCGAUGCUCUGUCCCUGCUGCGGUUACCUCCCUUUGAGAAACAGACUGUCACCCAUUCAGCCUUCUGGGCAUCCACGCUGGGGACUGUAAGGAUCUGCACAGAAUUUGCUCUGCCUAACCUGCCAAGGCCAUAGCAGUGGACGGAUGUCCACAUCGGAGCCACCCCGCUGGGGCUGGAGGAACCGGCCCAUCAAUGUGAACCAUUAUGCCAACAAGAAGAGCGCAGCAGAGAGCAUGCUGGACAUCGCACUGCUCAUGGCCAACGCAUCGCAGUUGAAGGCUGUGGUGGAGCAGGAACCCCCUGUUGCCUUCUUCGUGCCCCUUGUGGUCCUCAUCUCCAUUUCCUUGGCACUGCAGAUUGGAGUGGGCGUGCUGCUCAUCUUUCUCGUCAAAUAUGACCUUAACAACCCAGCCAAGCACGCCAAGCUGGACUUCCUUAACAACCUGGCCACAGGCCUAGUGUUCAUCAUCGUGGUGGUCAACAUCUUUAUCACGGCCUUUGGGAUCCAGAAGCCUGUGGCAGAUGUGGCACCCCGGCAGUAGGACACCCAGAGUCCUGAACACUAUGUACAGCCCAGCCGUCCGACCCCAGGAAUUGCUGUGCCCUCAAGGUGUCCCCCUUCCUAUGCAUAGCACUCUCCCAAACCACCAGAGCCCAGGCUGGCCUCUACUGGACCAUUGUCUUGGAUAAACUUCUAUACAACUGUGACUGCUAUGUGGGAGGCCACUGCUGGCAUGUGAAGGCUGGACACAAGCCUUGAAGACCAGAACUGGACAGCCUCAGACCCAUGGCCCAGAGAAGGGUUACUGCCUAUCCAAGGACAUGAAGCAGGUCCACGGUUGGGCUCAAUGAGGGGCCAGUACCAGCCUCUGCCUCAGAACUUUCCAGAAGGCCCAGGACAUGCCUCUCCCUUUGCUGAUGCACCAGCAUCCCUACUUCCCAUGGGGCCUACACGGGCCAUCCAGGUGACUGCUGUCUCUGCCAUUUCCUAACACAGGGACACUGGGCAGCAAGCAGCACCUGUCGGUCCCAGUGGUGGCCACUGACUUUAGCCUCAGUGCCUGGGAUUGGCAGCCAUCAAGAGGCAGCCAUGCCCAUGGGGACUGCAGGUCCUGCUGGAAUGUUCUACCAGCUGUGACCAGGCAGAACCCCAGUCCCCUGCUCAGGGGUUCAAGCCCCACUUUUCUAAUCAGGAAUGACAAUAAAACUCAUGCACUUCCCUCCUGGGUUCCAUGUA
Nannospalax galili (Upper Galilee mountains blind mole rat) is the source of this 1531-nucleotide messenger RNA. It is a transcript of the gene Ninj1, whose product is annotated as ninjurin 1. Gene Ontology annotation, biological process: cell adhesion; tissue regeneration. Bases 438 to 836 code for a protein of 132 amino acids. The transcript is spliced from 5 exons. The record is from RefSeq and is a predicted model, not a curated record. Gene Ontology annotation, cellular component: membrane. NCBI's taxonomy places the organism in Eukaryota, Metazoa, Chordata, Mammalia, Rodentia, Spalacidae.